Cyclopterus lumpus (lumpfish) is the source of this 3167-nucleotide messenger RNA. RefSeq names its product fibroin heavy chain-like. The transcript is spliced from 2 exons. The coding region runs from base 235 to 2742 and encodes 835 amino acids. The record is from RefSeq and is a predicted model, not a curated record. NCBI's taxonomy places the organism in Eukaryota, Metazoa, Chordata, Actinopteri, Perciformes, Cyclopteridae.
ACAGGUACAGGUGGAGUACUCAGUUGUCGUUGUGUUUGUUGUUCUGCUUCAUCACCGGACCAAGAACACCCGAAACGACUGAAGCGAGCGCUGAAGCUUUAUGUUAGUUUAUUUAAAAAAUAAAAAUAUUUUAAAAUGUUUUACCGGAAAAAGAAACUUAAGGAAAAUGAAACUGAAGGGAAGUGAAACUAACGGUGACAAAACAAGUCCCGAGUCCACGCCAGAGCGAGAGCCAUGGCGUCCGCGGAGUACUCCGAGGAGGUGACGUGUGCCGUCUGUCGGACCCUCUUCACGGACCCGGUGACUCUCCCCUGCGGACACUCCUUCUGCAGGCGGUGCGUCGGGGCUCCGCGGUGUCCCCCCACCAGUCUGACGCUGGAGAGGCUCGCGGAGAAGCUGAAGCGGGACAACGGGAGCGGAAGGGCGGAGGUGUCUGAGCUGUGCCCGGAGCACGAGGAAAAGUUCAAGCUGGCUUGUGUGGUGUGCCGAGACCAGGAGCGGCACGAUGGGCACCAGUUCAAACCCGUCCAGGAAGCAGCCGCGUCCCUGAGACAGGAGCUGGAGGAGGACGUGGAGGCCUUUGGCGGUGACAUCGCAGCUACGGAGCGCCUCGCACACGCACAGAGGGACGCGAUGGCGAAGACCGAGGAGAAGUCUCAGCAGCUGGCGACGCAAAUCCAGACGCAGUUUGAGGAGAUGCACCGAUUCCUGAGGAAGAGAGAAGAUGAGAUGAAGGAUGAGCUGCGAUGCCAGGACGAAGCCACUGUGGAGGCAAUGAGGGUGAGCUUAGACGCCAUGGAGACCGCUUUGUCCGAGAGCAGGGAGGCGAAGGCAGAGCGGACGUCGGUUCUGCAGAUCGAAGACUCUGAGGGAUUCUUGAGGAGCUGGACUCGGGGUCCGGCCCCGCAGCGCUCCUUCAGGCCCAGGGCGAACGCUCUCCAAGUGGUGGACACCUCGCUCUCUUUGGGGCCUUACGAAAGCCACCUGCAGUUCUUCGUGUGGAAGGAGAUGCUGCAGGUGAUCCAGCCCCGAGCAGAGCUGCUCUCACUCAAGACCACCAGCGCCGAUAUAACAGUGUCGGAUGAUGGGCGGAGUUUGUUUUGCACGCCCGAGAGCAAACAAGCUCCAUCAGGUUUUGACCAAAGCAAAAGUUUCGGCACCUCGGCAUUUGGCCAAAGCCAAGGUGUUAGCUCCACCUCUGCAUUUGGCCAAACCAAAGGUGUUGGCUCCACCUUGGCAUUUGGCCAAGGUGUUGGCUCCACAUCGGCAUUUGGCCAAACCAAAGGUGUUGGCUCCACCUUGGCAUUUGGCCAAGGUGUUGGCUCCACAUCAGCAUUUGGCCAAACCAAAGGUGUUGGCUCCACCUUGGCAUUUGGCCAAGGUGUUGGCUCCACCUCGGCAUUUGGCCAAGGUGUUGGCUCCACCUCGGCAUUUGGCCAAACCAAAGGUGUUAGCUCCACCUUGGCAUUUGGCCAAACCAAAGGUGUUGGCUCCACCUCGGCAUUUGGCCAAACCAAAGGUGUUAGCUCCACCUUGGCAUUUGACCAAACCAAAGGUGUUGGCUCCACCUUGGCAUUUGGCCAAACCAAAGGUGUUGGCUCCACCUUGGCAUGUGGCCAAGGUGUUGGCUCCACCUUGGCAUUUGGCCAAACCAAAGGUGUUGGCUCCACCUUGGCAUUUGGCCAAGGUGUUGGCUCCACAUCGGCAUUUGGCCAAACCAAAGGUGUUGGCUCCACCUUGGCAUUUGGCCAAGGUGUUGGCUCCACCUCGGCAUUUGGCCAAACCAAAGGUGUUAGCUCCACCUUGGCAUUUGGCCAAACCAAAGGUGUUGGCUCCACCUUGGCAUUUGACCAAACCAAAGGUGUUGGCUCCACCUUGGCAUUUGGCCAAACCAAAGGUGUUGGCUCCACCUUGGCAUUUGGCCAAACCAAAGGUGUUGGCUCCACCUCGUCAUUUGGCCAAACCAAAGGUGUUAGCUCCACCUUGGCAUUUGACCAAACCAAAGGUGUUGGCUCCACCUUGGCAUUUGGCCAAGGUGUUGGCUCCACCUUGGCAUUUGGCCAAACCAAAGGUGUUGGCUCCACCUUGGCAUUUGGCCGAGGUGUUGGCUCCACCUGGGCAUUUGGCCAAGGUGUUAGCUCCACCUCGGCAUUUGGCCAAACCAAAGGUGUUAGCUCCACCUCGGCAUUUGGCCAAACCAAAGGUGUUGGCUCCACCUGGGCAUUUGGCCAAGGUGUUAGCUCCACCUCGGCAUUUGGCCAAACCAAAGGUGUUAGCUCCACCUUGGCAUUUGGCCAAACCAAAGGUGUUAGCUCCACCUUGGCAUUUGGCCAAGGUGUUGGCUCCACCUCGGCAUUUGGCCAAACCAAAGGUGUUAGCUCCACCUCGGCAUUUGGCCAAACCAAAGGUGUUAGCUCCACCUUGGCAUUUGGCCAAACCAAAGGUGUUAGCUCCACCUUGGCAUUUGGCCAAGGUGUUGGCUCCACCUCGGCAUUUGGCCAAACCAAAGGUGUUGGCUCCACCUUGGCAUUUGGCCAAACCAAAGGUGUUGGCUCCACCUUGGCAUUUGGCCAAACCAAAGGUGUUGGCUCCACCUUGGCAUUUGACCAAACCAAAGGUGUUGGCUCCACCUUGGCAUUUGACCAAACCAAAGGUGUUGGCUCCACCUCGGCAUUUGACCAAACCAAAGGUGUUGGCUCCACCUUGGCAUUUGACCAAACCAAAAGAUUGGCCUUUACCUAAACUGCUCAUCCAGGAAGCUCUCCUUCUACGAUGCAGACGACAUGACACGUAUUUACACUCUGUUUUACACGUAUUUACACGCCACUGUCAGCAUACUUUAACAUCAGAGUCACAGCAGCUGAUCGUAACCCUCUGACAGCGUGCUGGUACUGAGGAAGAAACAUCCCAUAAUAAGUUUCAGCAAAUACCAAAAUUGCAGCAAAUACCAAAAUGAGGCCGGUUCAAAGUGAAUGUUAUGCAUUAUCUGUGAUUCAGUGUUCUGAGGUUUCCUCUGCUGUGUGUCUGACAUGUCAUGUCUCUCUGUCGCCACUAGAGGGCGCUGCUGUCACGUGACCUCCUGUGUAUGAGGCCGGUGAACAGCAGCCUCAGUUUUUAAUGAAUACUAAAAUAACAUGACCAAAUAUGCUCAAUAAAACUGUAUUGAC